AAGUUGCCAACUGCAUACGCUGAAAGCUGAAGCUCAAAUAUCGAAUCCAGCCAAAAAUGGCCGAAUCUCCGCUGCCUUUUACCCUGCUUUCUCCAGAUUUAGCAGAGGUUUUCCUCAUUUAAACUCUGCCCCGGGUCACUACUACACUUGAGAGAGAGUCUAGGGUCGUCCUCGCCGGUCUGCGUUGAAAAUAGAACUCAAAAACAGUCUCCUUUAUCAUGGAGAUUUAGGGCUAUCUAUAGACCGUUAGCGAAGAUGAAAGCUUCAAUCAAGUUUCGGGAGGAAGAAAAACCUCUUUCCAGAGCAAAAGUUCCACUCAGCAUCUUGGGUUUUCCUUUCCAAUCUGGAAUCACUGCCGGUGACUCGAAAGAGCUCUGCUUGAAUCUCAGUACCUUCUUCCAAUCAGGGCCUUCGUUCAAAAUUGCUUAUCGUCCGAACGACUCAUGGAACCCUUUCAGCCUCAUCGUCAAAACCGGAAUCGGACACUUCGGGUCGCCAAUCUCUGCUCAUAUGACGAUGAGCGCUGAGUUCAAUCUCAUCAGCCGUGGAAACCCUAGUUUCUUCCUCCAAUUCAAGCCUCAGAUUGGCGAUUUCUCGAUCAUAAAGUCCCACCGAUCGCCUAUCGGGAAGGUCAAAUCGAACGCGAGAAAGAUCGAUUCCGACGACGAAGCAUCGGUUGACGGCGGUGAGAGAACGUUACAGAACGGUGUUGAUGAGCCUACUGGAAACUACAUCUUUCGAGGCAAGGAGAUUAACGGACUCUCACCGGAAAAUAACGCCGUACGCGGGAUUUGUAACCUAUUUUCAGGUAUGGAGUUGAACGCGAGAACGGUUUUGCCGAUCAGAGACCGAGCCGUUUUGAAAUUCCGAUGGGGGGUCAGUGAAGCUUUCGUGGAAAAUAAAAUCACGGAAUCAUCGUCCAGGAAUUCUCUGUGGAAGAUUCCUCUCCUUGUGAUGAGGAAAAUCACCGUCGAACAAGUGGUGCAUGAGGAGGGCUCGAAGGAGAAGGAGAAAGAGAAGAAGAAGACCUUCACGGGAGACGCUGACGUGUCAGAUGUCUGUUUGGCUGUGAAGCGUCAGCUGGAAGUCAUGCAGGCGGAGAAUAGCUCUCUGAGAAGAGUCGUGGAGGAGUUCAGGUCAGAUGUACGCGGGGGAAAGCCAGUCUCGACCGCAGGGAAUCGAGAUUCCGGGAAUUAUAGGGAAACCGAAAGAAAUGGUGGGAAAUUUCCGGUGGGAAGGAAAGAGCGGCGGAAUGAUGAGAGAAAGUCGGAAUCGGAAUUUGGUGGGCCAGCAGCAGGCAAAACGAUGGAGGGAGAUGUGAUUGUAAAUGACGAGUUGAAGGCAUGAUCGUUCUUUUAAUCCCUACCGUUGGAUCUUAUGUUUCGUAGGUGCUAGUGUGCUACUGUAGGAUCCCUAGUGUGAGAUUUGUUUUUAAAAUUUUAUUUGUUUAUUUUAUGGGUUUUUCUUUCUGGUCUAUGGCUAGUGAACUAUAAUAUGGUAGUACUUAGGUUAUUUCAUGUCAUAGAGGAUAAGACAAUGUACAAUUUCAGCGUAUUAUUAUUAUUUUUUGGUAAAAUAUCAUUUCGCUUUAUGUUA
Messenger RNA from Macadamia integrifolia, 1596 nucleotides. RefSeq lists its product as uncharacterized. Lineage: Eukaryota; Viridiplantae; Streptophyta; Magnoliopsida; Proteales; Proteaceae. Bases 256 to 1347 code for a protein of 363 amino acids. The transcript has a single exon. The record is from RefSeq and is a predicted model, not a curated record.